AUGGAUUUCAAUAACCCUAAUGCGUAUGGCGGCCAGUUCGCCAAUUCUCCGCAACACGCCCAAUUCGAUGCACAGGCGCGGCUUCAGCAACAGGGCAACCCACAUGGACAAUAUGGGCAGACCGCAUCUUUCCCGGGCAUGGGUGGCGCCAUGGGCAGCAACGGAAUCCAGCCAGGAGCCCCAUAUCUCCAGCAGCGAGCCGCCAUGCAGCAACAGCAGCAACAGCAACAACAGCAACAACAACAACAACAGCAGCAGCAGCAGCAACACCAGCUGUCGUCGCCGAGCCCCUACUCCAACGCGCCCUAUGCGCAGACGAUGCCCUCGCCCGCCCACCACCAGUUUGCCCAGAACCGCCAGACGGCCUCCCCCGCGAGCACCACCGGACAGGCGCCCUUUGCGACGCCCCAACCCCAGCAGUCGCCCAGUAGCAUGCAGACCAACGGCCAGCAGCAGCCCAUGAAUCUCCAGCUGCCCGUCAAGGCCGAGCCGCCACAGGUCCACACGCCAGUCAAGCAGGUGCCCCCGUCGCCUGUGUCGCCAGUCAACCAGGCGCGCAGUGCCGACCGCGUCGCGACCCUCCUCGACAUCAACAGCAUCCUCAUAAAGGAGGUCUGCGAGCUCCAGGUGCAGGGCAAGGCCGGCCAAGUAGGGCCCACGCCAGAAGGGAAGCCCGAAGGCGACAAGCCCCAGCCAUCCAAGGACUACAUGCGCCGCCUGCAGGCAAACCUCGCAUACCUUGCGCAGAACGCCGAGAAGGUGCCUAAGCCUGGUCAACAACUACAGCCUGGGCCUGCCAUAAUGUCGAUUCCCGCCGCCCCCGCCGAGCUCGCAAAGCUGUAUACCAAGCUCCAGGAGCUGUUUCCGGGAUGGAAAGGCCAAACUCCCCAGAUGAAGCAAUCACCAGGACCACAGCGCAUCAACUCGAAUACCUCACAACCACCGAAUAGCGCAGGCCUGCAGCAGAAUUGGGGGCAGAACGCUAUGCAGCAGCAACAGCAGCAGCAACAACAACAAGCUAAGCAGGAGAACCAAUAA
This is a messenger RNA of Alternaria postmessia, 1038 nucleotides long. RefSeq lists its product as uncharacterized. The transcript has 3 exons. NCBI's taxonomy places the organism in Eukaryota, Fungi, Ascomycota, Dothideomycetes, Pleosporales, Pleosporaceae. The coding region runs from base 1 to 1038 and encodes 345 amino acids. The record is from RefSeq and is a predicted model, not a curated record.